AUGGUUAAUCCCAAAAUCCUUUACAGCUACAUAAGACAGAGCACACGGAACAAAGAUCCCGUCCCACUGCUGCGAACGGCUGAGGGUGCGGAAAUCUCCGAUGACAAGGAUAAGGCUGAACAUCUCUCUCAGUUCUUCCGGUCUGUCGUGACAAGUGAACCUGAUUUUAUUCUCACCUGCUUAUGAAGACGAAGAAACGCCUACCCUCGAAGCCGUCUUCUUCACCGAAACAAUUGUUCGGAAUGAGUUACUAAACCUAAAAGAAUCGACCUCCCCAGGCCCUGAUGCAAUCCCGGCCAAGUUGCUGAAGAGGCUAGCUCCCGAAAUGUCCAAGCCGUUAGCCUUGAUCUUCCAAACGUCAUUUGUUACUGGAUGCCUGCCCUCUGACUGGAAGUCCGCUACCAUCACUCCGCUUUUUAAGGGUGGAAGUCAUGCGGCUGCGAACAACUACAGGCCAGUGAGUCUUACCUCCAUCUGCUGCAACAUCAUGGAGAAGAUCAUUAAUAAGGCCUUGAAGCAGUUCAUCGAGCAGCACCACCUCCUCUCCGAUGCCCAACACGGUUUUCGAAGUGGUAGGUCCUGCCUCACGAGUCUGCUCUUUACGCUCAAACGCUGGACCAAAGCACGCGAUGAAGGCAAUGUGGUGCACGCCAUCUACAUCGACUUCAAAAAGGCUUUCGACAGCGCUCCCCACCAACGUCUCCUGUACAAAAUGCUCAACGCUGGAAUUCGUGGACGCCUUCUUGUAUGGAUCCAGAGCCCCACAGGGCUCAGUCUUAGGUCCCACGAUAUUCCUCGUCUUCGUGAAUGA
Messenger RNA from Spirometra erinaceieuropaei, 811 nucleotides. NCBI's taxonomy places the organism in Eukaryota, Metazoa, Platyhelminthes, Cestoda, Diphyllobothriidea, Diphyllobothriidae. The record is from the annotation of a GenBank genome assembly.